This is a messenger RNA of Lentinula edodes (shiitake mushroom), 1086 nucleotides long. RefSeq names its product rab-GTPase-TBC domain-containing protein. The transcript has 4 exons. The record is from RefSeq and is a predicted model, not a curated record. Bases 1 to 1086 code for a protein of 361 amino acids. NCBI's taxonomy places the organism in Eukaryota, Fungi, Basidiomycota, Agaricomycetes, Agaricales, Omphalotaceae.
AUGCACCUCAGAGCGGAGAGUCCCGCAAUUUCAGUCUCUUCUGGUAUCUCUGGUACUUCUCGUAUCACCACUGGGGUAUCAUCUGAUUCCGCUGCGUUCCGCUCAAAAGCAUCGAGUAAAGCUUCUAACUCUGAAGCUUCUAUGGAUGCCCACCGGCAGCGAGAACAGAAGUGGAUGACGCUCAUAACCACUGUACCUCCCGAGCAAGCCCGGAAGAACAAGAAAGUGCGGAAGUUGCUUGGAGAAGGCGUUCCAGCAUCCGUCAGAUAUCUAGUCUGGAGCUUAAUGACAAAUGCCAAAUCAAAGGGUGUAGCCGGUGUCUACUCUCAACUGAGUAAAAGAGUGCGGGUGGCCGCCUUUGCAGAUAUGCAGAGGGAUGUGAAAAGAUGUUUCGGCGAACAUCCACAUCUACAGUCUACUGAAGGCCCAUUGGUGUGUUUACUACAAGCAUACUUGACCAUGGUGCCAGAUGUGCAGUAUUCCACUGGACUGACUUUGAUCGCCGGACACACACUCCUACUUGCUCCAGAGGAAGACGGGUUUUGGAUUUUUGUUUCCAUGAUGGAUUCUGCUCUCCGACCAUAUUUCUCUCCUAAUUCAGCACAGAUGGAGGUAGAUGCAGCUUUGUUUAGCCGUGCACUUGACUCAAACGAUGCGCAAGUGUCAAAGAAAGUGUUGGUCGACAUGGGUAUCAAUCCGGCACACAUGUGCUUCCCUUGGUUCACGACGUUAUUUGUUGGUAGCUUACCCGGGGAUUAUGUCAACAGAGUUUGGGAUCUGUUCUUGUAUGAAGGUGUACCUAUGUUGAUUCGCGUGGGUCUAGCCAUUCUUUAUUGUUGUCGUCGCGCCAUUUUGGAAGCCGCGUCUGAAGAUGCUAUCUUGUACUACCUGAAACGACCUUCGCCCACCUGGUUACCCCCAAGCCCCGAUGCUUUCAUGGCUCUUGCCUUUUCAUUCAAGGUCAAAGAUGAUGACAUAAGAAAGCAAAGGAUCAAGAUGGAAAGGCAAGUCAAGAAGCAAGCUCAAGUUCAAGGAGCUCGACUAGUUGCUAACAGUAGUGGGAUCUCUUUACCUCGAGAUGCAUAG